Molecule: messenger RNA, 723 nt
Organism: Rotaria sp. Silwood1
Lineage: Eukaryota; Metazoa; Rotifera; Eurotatoria; Philodinida; Philodinidae
Source: the annotation of a GenBank genome assembly
AUGGCUGAUCACUGGCAAGAUAGUAGCUUGUCAAAUCUUCACAUACGAGAUGAUAAUGAUGAUGAUGUUCCUGAUGCUUGGGAAGAUGAAUUAGAAGAAAAACCUAAAAAGUCCGACGUAGAAGAAAAACCAAAAGCACCUGUAAAAGCACCACCAACAACAAAAAAUAAACAAAUUAAAAAAAAAUAUGGUGGUGAUGAACCUACAAGUGAUGAAGAAUUUCUUGAAUCCUUAAAAGAACCUGAUCGACAAUAUACAGCUGAAGAACUUGAUGAAUUAAGGAAACGUGCUGAAAUACAAAAAGAAGAAGUUAAAUUAAAAAUGGCAACAGAUUUUAUUGGCACAAGUGGUGAACGUCAUUCGUUAGAUAAUACUAAUUUAAUAACAAAAGAUGAAUUUCUUGAUUAUAGUUUUCGUUUAUAUAAUCGUCUUGAUCUUUUAUCAAAAUCAGAAUUUUAUAAAGAAUUUCUUGAUGAUUUACUUACUGGAUUGACAAAGCCAAUAUCACUCGAUAGUGUUAAACAUAUACAAGCGACAUUACAUGCUAUAUUAUUACGUAAACAAAAUGAAGAACGUGAAAAAAAACAAAAACCUAAAGCAAAAAAACCGGUUAAACCACAAUUAACAGCAGAUCGACGAAGUGAAAUAGAUUCAUUUGUUGGUGAAGGUAUCACUAGUCUUGACAAAGAUGAAGAUUAUGAUGAAGAUAAUGAUUUUAUGUAA